Pocillopora meandrina is the source of this 941-nucleotide messenger RNA. The record is from the annotation of a GenBank genome assembly. Lineage: Eukaryota; Metazoa; Cnidaria; Anthozoa; Scleractinia; Pocilloporidae.
AUUAAUGUUUCAUUUUCAAACCAGCAACAUCCUCCAUACUUUUAUGCGGGGAUACCUGGUAUGCACGGAAAGCCCGGGCUCCCCGGGGCACCUGGUCGUGACGGCCGUGAUGGACGAGAAGGAGUUAAAGGCGACCGGGGCAGCCCAGGGAAGACUGGACCACAGGGUCCUCCUGGCCCCAAGGGAACUCUGGGUGUUAAAGGAGAACCUGGAGUACAGGGUCUUCCCGGCCAAAAGGGGCAGCGGGGAGAAAGUGGGGUAAACGGAAUCCUUGUGACUCCCGGUAUGAUGUCUUUUAAGAACUGGAAAGAGUGUGCGUGGAGCAACUUGAAUGACAACAAAGACCACGGCCUUAUCAAGGUAAAUAGUUAUGACAGUAAGACGAAAGAAUAGGUUAGAGUAUGUUUUAAAGAAUACUAUACCUCUGUUAAUUUUUUUUGCAAAUAAUAUUAAUUUAUCCCAACAAAACAGCCAAGCUUAAAAGUUCCUCCUGAAAUUGCACAAAUUCCAUGUUAAGUUCAUUUAUUUAUCUUGGGUUCAUUGUGAUUCUUUUCUUAAUUUCUGGUCACUCUUUUACACAGGAGUGUGUGUUUACCAAGAACUUCUCCGACACAUCUCUUCUCGUUUCUUGGACUGGAACCCUUCGGGUCUAUAGAUGCACCACCUGCUGCAAACGCUGGUAUUUCACCUUCAACGGUGCUGAAUGUUCAGGUCCCCUGCCUAUUGACGGCAUUGUGUACCUCGGUGGUGCUGGGUCUCAAGAUCCUCACCGUGUCCGCCAUAUUGAGGGUCACUGUAACAACAUCCACAAAGGCAAGGUGCGCGUGGGGUUCUGGGUCGGUAAUUGUCAGUCAAACAGCCGAAAUGAUUACGAUGCCUACACUGGCUGGCAAUCAGUGUCGCGGAUCUAUGUCGAAGAAAUCCCGAAAGCACAAGCUUAG